GCGUUCAGUCAGGCCUACUCCCCACAUAGGAAGGUGUUCAGUCCUGGUACUAAUGUAUGUGUCUCCCCUCCUCUCCCCAGGCGUUUGGCCAAGCCUACUCCACCCAUAGGAAGGUGGCUGCAGAUGGGGAGAGCAGGGAGGAGUCACUGAUGCUGGAGUCAGCCAGUAAGGAGGCCCACUACCAGCAGAUGGUCCUGGAGCUGCAAAACGAGCUGCGGUUGGCCAGGACUGCCCUCACCAGCAACCAAUCAGAGAACGAGCGCCUGGCCUCUGUUGCCUUGGAGAUGAGAGAGGUGAGCUGGAGGGUGGAGGACCUGCCCAAAACACAAACAUGGUCAAUGUGGAGAGGUCAAACUUCAAUGUGCAAAGACUCGUGUAUCUCACCAAUCUGACGAAGAGGACCAAACCUCUCAGUCAGUAAUGAUGAAGUAGAACAGGGACAGUGGGACAGAGAGAGCGAGUCAGCGCUAAUGGGAUAGUGGGACAGAGAGAGAGCGAGUCAGAGCUAAUGGGAUAGUGAGAGAGAGAGCGAGUCAGAGUUAAUGGGAUAGUGAGAGAGAGAGCGAGUCAGAGUUAAUGGGAUAGAGAGAGAGAGAGAGUCAGAGUUAAUGGGAUAGUGAGACAGAGAGAGAGCGAGUCAGCAAAUGGGAUAGUGGGACAGAGAGAGAGCCAGUCAGAGUUAAUGGGAUAGUGGGACUGGGAGAGGUUUAAACUGGUAAGGAGUCUGUAAGGGGGGUUGAUUGGUCAGCUGGCACCAGUCACACUGAUGAUGUAAUAGUCCUCAGUGAGUGACACAAAUGAUGUCCUCCACUAGUAGGCACUCUCACUCUAUGGCCUGGGUUGGUAACUGGAUCUUGUUCCUCCCUGAUUAAAGUUGCCAAGCUGCCAAGAUCUCAUCCCAACACAGUUCCACAUAAGAUGCUGCUUUGACAUUACUGUACAACCAUUUGGUGCAUUCUGGAUCAAAUCCACACGUCCUUGUAUUCCACUCUCUGACAUGACGUUUUCCUAUUUCACUUCUUCUCUUGUCCUUUUCUUCCACUUUCUCCCCCCUCUCGGCUCCUCGUCUGUUGAAAGUGCCAUUUCCAUUCAAGACAAACUUGCUCAUGAACAAACUUGCUUGACGAUAUGCACACUUCCUGAAAUUGUAGCAGCCUACUCUCUGAUAUUUUGUCUUCCUCUGUUGUGAUGUGUAGAGUUCUGAGCUGGUGGAGCUGCAGCGCACCCAACUGCGUGAUGACAUCAGAGAGUAUAAGGUGCGAGAGGCACGUCUGCUGCAGGACUACAGUGAGCUGGAGGACGAGAACAUCUCCCUGCAGAAACAGGUGUCCCUGCUCCGACAGAGCCAGGUGAGAGGAGGGGGAACGACCAGGGCUGGGGCUGGAGAGGGGAAGGGGGAGGGAGGGGGAGGAUGGUCCACUGGGGCAGGAGAGGGGAAGGGGGAGGGAGGGGGAGGAUGGUCCACUGGGGCAGGAGAGGGGAAGGGGGAGGGAGGGGGAGGAUGGUCCACUGGGGCAGGAGAGGGGAAGGGGGAGGGAGGGGGAGGAUGGUCCACUGGGGCUGGAGAAGAAAUGGGCACUGUUGGGUAUGGCGAUGAGGGGAGGAUGAGUGCUUAUUAUGGGUAAUGGGUAGAGGUAAAGGUUGUAGAGUGGCCAAUACACUUUGGGUGGAAAAGUGACAGGACUCUAUAUUCGAAAGCCAGGGCCAACGAAUUAAGCCGUUGAUACAAGAACCAACUGAAGGGGAUGAGACAAAACAAUGCUUUUGUAAUGAGGAGUGUAAGGGAUUCUCCCUAUUUAGUUAGUGAUUCCUCUGAUGUGCUGUGGACUCUCUCUUAGGUGGAGUUUGAGGGUCUGAAGCAUGAGAUCUGUCGUCUGGAGGAGGACUCCCAGUGCCUCCACAGCCAGUUGGAGGAGGCCAUGCGCCUGCGGGAGAUCGCUGAGCGCCAGCUGACCGAGGCUCUGGAGACCAUUAAGACUGAGCGCGAGCAGAAGGCCGCCCUGCGUAAAGAACUGUCCCACUACAUGACCAUCGGGGACAACCUGUUACCGUACCACCACAGCCCACUGCACAUCUCCCUGGACGGCCUCAAGUUCAGCGAGGAUCCCACUGCUGCCACCAACGAACCCAACAAUGAUGACUCGUUCCGUGGCUAUGAGAACGGCCUGGCUAAGAUGACUGCCGACUGCAACGAUGAUAACAGAGCCAUGGUCCGGCCCGCCCCCAGCCUAGUGGAUGACCUGCUGAGUGAACUCAACAUCUCAGAGAUCCAAAAACUCAAGCAGCAGCUCAUGCAGGUAUGGAGAACUCUGUUUACAGAUGACACAUUUCAGAUGACAACAUAGUAGCAGCAGGCAAGGACUUUAAAACUGGUUAGCCUGUUUGCUUUAUUCACAGUCAACUGUCAAGGUGUCAACUUCCUCGGUAAAUAAAUAAAGUAAUUCUUAGCAUUAUCGAGCUUAUCAAGCUUUGUGUGUGUUGCCUGAAAAAUAGAUAGGCUUACAUCCCUCCAGCUGUGAACAGUCCUUUGUCUUAUGGUUGGAAAGUCCAUUAAGCUUUGUGGAACACAGUGGUCAUCCAAUUUAGGGACAUUGAUUAGUUAUACUGACCUUAGCGGCCUAGUCAAAGACACAUCAAUGGGCUACAUGGACUGAUUAGGAUACUUCUCUUAUACACGUGCUGUUGACUUCCUGGUGAAUAAAUACAGUGUGAAAUUCUUGAGUGACAGUGUCGCACACUACAGUGUGAAAAUCUAAAUUCAUAUAGCAUUUUGGGUUACACUUCAUUCUAGAGCCAGCUAUUUAUCUGGUAUUUAUAUAGAAAUUGUAUAGUAAAAUGGUAAAUACACAGUAAUUGCCUAAUCAUUUCUCAAUCAAUACUAAUAAACACAAAGCUGAAAUAGGACUGUAACAUAAAGUGUUACAGAUAUUUCUCAGUGCUGUUGUUUGACUGUGUCCCAUGUCUGUGUUCUCCAGGUUGAGCGGGAGAAGGUAGCGCUCCUCUCCUCUCUGCAGGAGGCCCAGAAGCAGCUGGAGGUGGCCCAUGGGACUCUGUCUGAGCAGCAGGAGAUGGUAGGACGCCUCACCGAGAAUCUCAGCGCCAUGAGGAAACUCCAGGCCAGCAAGGAGCGCCACUCGGCCCUGGACAGCGAGAAGGAGCGUGACAGCCGUGACGAUGGCGACGGGGACUACUACGAGCUGGACAUCAACGGGCCUGAGAUCCUGCAGUGUAAGUACACCGUGGCUGUGUCCGAGGCCGGGGAGCUCAGACAGGAGCUGAAGACUCUUAAAGCAGAGUACCAGUCGUGCCGAAGCCAGUACGAGGAGGAGCGAGCCCGCCUGGAGAGCGAUGUGGCGGGGCUGAGCGAGAAGCUGGCUUCCCUGGAGAAGAGCAGCCGGGUGGAGCGUGAGGAGAUCGAGCACCUAGAGAAGGAGCUGCGGCGGGUGAGCGAGGCGGCGGGCGAGUCGCAGGGCAGUCUGAACGUGGCGCAGGACGAACUGGUGGUGUUCAGUGAGGAGCUGGCCAACCUCUAUAACCACGUGUGCAUGUGCAACAAUGAAACCCCCAACCGGGUCAUGCUCGACUACUACAAGGAGGGCAAGGCCAGUGUAGGGGGUGGGGGCAGCCGGGAGGGGAAGGGGCGACGUCUGUCCCAUGUACUACUCUCCAACGGGCUGGUCCCUGAAACUGACCCCGGUAAACUUGAAGCCAGUGACCCAGCAGUCCCAGCCCCAGUCCCAGCCCCAGAGUCCCGUCCAGAGCCUAUGAACAUCUAUAACCUGGUGGCCAUCAUCAGGGACCAGAUCCGUCACCUGCAGCAGGCGGUGGACCGCACCACAGAGCUGUCCCGUCAGAGGAUGGCCUCCAUGGAGCUGGGCACCGUGGCUGAUAAGGACAGCGAGGCCUGCAUGGGGGAGAUCCUCAAACUCAAGUCCCUCCUCAGCACCAAGAGGGAGCAGAUCGCCACCCUGAGGACCGUACUCAAAGCCAACAAACAGGUGAGCAGGAGUGUGUGAGUGUGUGCAUCCGUGGGUGUGUGUUGGUGUGUGCAUGAGCAGUUGAUACUGUUUAAAAGUGAAGGUGAUGCUGUAUGAAGUUCACGGUAGUUGAGAGUAUUUACUUUUUGUGUAGGAGUUCAGACAGAGUUAAUAUUAGCAAAAGGUCAAGAUAACCCUGUGACCUGUGACCCCAGCCCUCCAUUCUAAUAAAAUUGAAAAUAAAGUAUUUAUUCUAUUCUACUCUACUCUACUCUACUCUACUCUACUCUACUCUAUUCUGUAGACGGCUGAGGUGGCGCUGGCCAACCUGAAGAGUAAAUACGACAACGAGAAGACCAUGGUGAGGGAUACCAUGUUGAAACUCCGCAACGAGCUGAAGGCUCUGAAAGAAGACGCUGCCACCUUCUCCUCACUACGGGCCAUGUUCGCUACAAGGUAAGGCUUAGUCGAGCAGUUAUCAGUAGGCCUAACCAGUCUGCUCUUAAUACACCAAGAAAUUAGGCACUUUUGGCACCUUAACUCUUAGAAAAAAAGGUGCCAUCUAGAACCUAAAGGGGUUCUUCAGCUGUCCCCAUAAGAGAAUCCUUUAAAUAACCCUUUUUGGUUCUAGGUAGGAAGGACCCUUUUGAGUUCCAUAUAGAACCCUUUACACAGAGGGUUCCACAUGAAACCCAAAAGAGUUAUCCUAUGGGGACAGCCGAAGAACCCUUUUUGAACCCAUUUUUCUAAGAGGGUAAAUGUUGUCCAUACUCAUUAUAUCCAAACAAGGGGUAGGUCUACAAAGGUGUAUUGGAAUUCAGUACAUAGAAAUCGUUUUAAUAUGAAUUGUUCAUGUUAUACCAAGGUUAAAAUCAUUAAAACACUAAUUAAACCUUAUAUUAUAUUUUUAUAUAUCUAUUAUAGUGGGCUGUUUUUCCAUAUGAUCAAUUUCCUGCCUCUUGAACUAUUUAGAAAACGUAAGGGAAUAAGAACAGAACAGAUUGGUCCUUUUAGCUAGAUGUGAGAGCCGCACCAGUGAGCUUUUAGGUUGUGGAGGAGCUGUUUUUCUGCCAGAGGCUGCAUAUGUGUGUGUAGGAGAAACAGGGCAUUGUGGGAGUUUUCUGAUGUAAUACUGAAGUGAUUCAGAGUCCGCUGGCAGGCUCCUCCUGACAGCAUCUGGAAAAUGCAGCUCUGUGAGUCUAAAUGGAGAAAACAUGACUGGCAGCAUCUGGAAAAUAAGAUUUGUGCCAUCUGGUGGAGAAAGUUAUACAUUGAUAUUUUGUGUUAUUGAGUAUGUUUACAUGCACACUAAUAAUUUUAUAUUAAACUGAUUAUGGCAGUAGGCAGAUUAUGCAAUAGUCAUGUAAACACCUUACUCUGCUUAUCUUAAUCGGCAUAAGGUCGAUUAAAAUACUUGGUUUUCUGAGCAAUCUUUCGAAUUAUUAGGACAUGUGAAUGCCUUAAUCGUUCAAGCGGUGUAGUUGAUCUGCGCAUGUGCUAGCACCAGCCGAGCAAGCCUCCCUCUUUAGCGCAAGUGAAGUGUGUUCGAAACAACUGAAUGUAUGCGACUUAGAAGUAGUUUUCACAUACAAACUUUAUAUGUCCGAACUCGGAAUCAAAUAUGAUUCCCAAAAUAAUGUUAGCUGUGGUAGAACGUUUAUUUUAAUUGCCGAUUUUCUGUGUUUAUCAGUGUGCCAUCAGGUAGCCUGAUUUCAGAUGUGUUCAUGUAAACAGGAUUAAUAGGAAAAAUCAUUUUUUCUUGCAAAGCAUGUAAACGGUUUAAUCUAACUAUUAUAUUAAUCUGACUAUCCACAAUAAUCACAUUAUUGUGUGCAUCUAACCACACUCAAUGUUGGACUCAUAAUGCUACUCUCUCUUUUAUCUCUUUCUUUCUCCCUCCUUUCUCUCUCUCCCCCCUCUCUCCAUCUUCCCCCUCUCUCUCUCUCUCUCCCUCUGUCCCCCCUCCCUGUCUCUUCCCUUCCCCCUCUCUCUCCCCCCUCUCUCUCCGUCUCUCAGGUGUGAUGAGUACGUAACUCAGCUGGAUGAGAUGCAGAGACAGCUGGUUGCGGCGGAGGACGAGAAGAAGACCCUGAACUCCCUGCUCCGCAUGGCCAUCCAGCAGAAGCUGGCCUUGACCCAACGUCUGGAGGACCUGGAGUUCGAUCAUGAGCAGGCGCGCCGUGGCGGGGUUACAAGAGUAGUGACGGGCAGUCGGAGCAAGUCCUCCUCGUCGGCGCGGGGCAAAGGGGCCUCGGCCAAUCAUCACGUAAGUCAGAGAUGCUCCUGCAGGGUCCUCCCCGAGCCCCACGGCAUCCUGGGAGGCCCUGUGGUCCUCUGCAAUGAGGAGUACAAGAUCUACUGUGACCUUUGAACUCUAUAACCUCCAUCAUAACUUCUAACCUCUCAUCACGCUUUGCACUGCAGCGCUUCACCGCAUGGUUCUGUCAAGGCUGUUGCUGUAACCAUGACAAUGGUGGCUAACAGUGUAGCAUGUAUGUAUUAUUACAUUACUUUAGAGCAGGAGUGUACAUAGCAUAAUCUGUAUGACUAUGUUAUGUCAUGAUUAUGACAGUGUUAUGUAGCUCUUAUGACGAGAGGGUUUGAGUAAAGUGUAAGAGAGUAUAACCGUCAGUCAGACAGGCGGCAGCGCCGGCUGCAGACAGGCAGACAGACUUAUGGCCCUUUCACUGCCAGAGGCUUCUACCCUGCUGCUUCUGUCUGGUCCAACACCAUUCAGGGAUAACUAAAGCAGUGCACUUACAUGUACUGUAGCUGCUAAAUAAAAAUGGAUUGUGAGUUUAGGCACUUUAGUGUUUUGCUUUGAUAUUAUUAUUUAUUAUUAUUAUUAUUAUUAUAUCAUAAAGUGAUAAUGUGUGAUGUGGUUUGUUUUCAUGGCACUUUAUGUAAUGGAGAUUGUCGAACAAGAUUUGUUCUGAAGAGAAAUACGAGGGCAUUGCUCAUUAGGCUUAGUUAAAGUUAGGAAAAAGCAUUUAAACAUGGGUCCGGUUUUGUAUAAAUUAAACCGAGAAAUGGUUAUCAGCGUAGGUUGAUUGUGAAAUGUUUAGUGAGGGUUUUCAGGAUAACGUAACUGAGGACUAUAUACUCUACUCUACUGAGGACUAUAUACUCUACUGAGGACUAUAUACUCUACUCUAAUGAGGACUAUAUACUCUACUUUACUGAGGACUAUAUACUCUAUAUACUCUACUGAGGACUGUAUACUCUACUGAGGACUAUAUACUCUAAUGAGGACUAUAUACUCUACUCUACUGAGGACUAUAUUCUCUAUAUACUGAAGACUGUAUAAUAUACCUCCUGCUGUUCUCUUAUAACCCUAUCACCCAAUCCUCAUCAUCUGCUCUAACCUGUCAUCAGAAAACUCUAUGCUGGUUUAACUAACAUCAUCUCCUAAAUCAUUAUCAAUCCUCUAACCCAGGGUUUCCCAAACUCGAGUUUGGGAAACCCUGCUCUAACCUGCAUGUGAAUACUAUACCUGUGAGUCCUCUGCUUCCUGCAGCCAGCAGGACUGCACUGUGCACCCGCCUCCUAACCCCAUUGACUCCCCACUGCCACUAACAUAGGUCACGGUUUUAUCAAACGAGAUUUAUCAAAUGAAGACUGACCAGAUGAUUAUCAAACCCUCAGAUUUUAAUGUAAUUUUCUUAUCUCUCCAUUUUACAGUAAUUUAAUCAAGCCCAGUGUCCUUCAAAGGUUGACAGUCACCUUGCCGAUGAUUACUUCAGUGUCCCCUCGUGGCCUGAGACCCAUGUCAGAGACAUACACUGCUGUAGUGUGAGGACUUUGUUUCUGUGCGCACACACACACACACACACACACACACCCUUGACCUUUACAGACACGUGAAAUCCCCAGGGGUUUGGUCUCUUGGUGUGGCUGCAGGAAACAACAAAGACUCAUGGGUAUGACGACCAUAGAUAUCUAGGUCUAUUUCUGUGGGUAUGACCAUAGAGAUAUCUAGGUCUAUUUCUGUGGGUAUGAUCAUAGAGAUAUCUAGCUCUAUUUAUGUGGGUAUGAUCAUAGAGAUAUCUAGGUCUAUUUCUGUGGGUAUGAUCAUAGAGAUAUCUAGCUCUAUUUAUGUGGGUAUGACCCCCAUUGUGAUUUAGUCACUCAUCCCACAUUGUCCACCACUAUACUGUUAUUACUCUGUCUGUUUCCCCCGAUGACUGCGCACUUUUAAUGUAUUUUUUAUUUCUCUUUUUUUGCUUGUUGUAAUUCACACCUCAGUGAAUGUGUGAGGCGUUCAUAAGCUUUUUGUUACAUGUUUGAUCAUUGGAGCAUUAAUUAGUCAUUUUAAUAUUUUUGCUUUUGUCAUUAUAUAACUGGCAGAUUCAUAACAGAAUUUCCAUGGAGAGUAAACCUGUGUUGAUUUAUAUUUAUAUGUAGGGAAAGAUCAGAGGCAACAAAGUCAAAGGAACUAACUUGCUCCAGUUUUCUCUGGGGUCAAUAUUCAGUGGGACUCACAAGCUAACAGACGUUCUCUGUAAGCACAUAGAUGAACAUCUUAAAUUGGAAUUAGUAUUUUCUCUCUUGGUUCAAACAUUUUGAUAAUGUGUUUAAAAAAAAGUUUACCAGAGAGAGCAGGAUGUUCCAGCAGGACAUUCAACCAGUGUGUGCCCAGUGCGUACCUUCUGGCCUUAGUAUAGACCAGUAGUUUGUUCUGUCCACAAAAGAGAAGCUUGAUUUAGUUUAGACUAGUAGUGCCUUUCUGUCCACAAAAGAGAAGCUAGAUUUCGUUUUGACUAGUAGUUUGUUCUGUCCACAAAAGAGAAGCUAGGUUUAGAUUUGAAUGUUUUCUAUGUCUUUGAGAAGGAAUUGUUGUGAGAGGUUAUACAGUGAGGGAAAAAAGUAUUUGAUCCCCUGCUGAUUUUGUACGUUUGCCCACUGACAAAGAAAUUAUCAGUCUAUCAUUUUAAUGGGAGGUUUAUUUGAACAGUGAGAGACAGAAUAACAACAACAAAAUCCAGAAAAACGCAUGUAAAAAAUGUUAUAAAUUGAUUUGCAUUUUAAUGAGGGAAAUAAGUAUUUGACCCCCUCUCAAUCAGGAAGAUUUCUGGCUCCCAUGUGUCUUUUAUACAGGUAACAAGCUGAGAUUAGGAGCACACUCUUAAAGGGAGUGCUCCUAAACUCAGCUUGUUACCUGUAUAAAAGACACCUGUCCACAGAAGAAAUCAAUCAAUCAGAUUCCAAACUCUCCACCAUGGCCAAGACCAAAGAGCUCUCCAAGGAUGUCAGGGACAAGAUUGUAGACCUACACAAGGCUGGAAUGGGCUACAAGACCAUCGCCAAGCAGCUUGGUGAGAAGGUGACAACAGUUGGUGUGAUUAUUCGCAAAUGGAAGAAACACAAAAGAACUGUCAAUCUCCCUCGGCCUGGGGCUCCAUGCAAGAUCUCACCUCGUGGAGUUGCAAUGAUCAUGAGAACGGUGAGGAAUCAGCCCAGAACUACAUGGGAGGAUCUUGUCAAUGAUCUCGAAGGGAGCUGGGACCAUAGUCACCAAGAAAACAAUUGGUAACACACUACGCCGUGAAGGACUGAAAUCCUGCAGUGCCCGUAAGGUCCCCCUGCUCAAGAAAGCACAUAUACAGGGCCAUCUAAAGUUUGCCAAUGAACAUCUGAAUGAUUCAGAGGAGAACUGGGUGAAAGUGUUGUGGUCAGAUGAGACCAAAAUCGAGGUCUUUGGCAUCAACUCAACUCGCCGUCUUUGGAGGAGGAGGAAUGCUGCCUAUGACCCCAAGAACAUCAUCCCCGCCGUCAAACAUGAAGGUGGAAACAUUAUGCUUUGGGGGUGUUUUUCUGCUAAGGGGACAGGACAACUUCACUGCAUCAAAGGGAUGAUGGACAGGGCCAUGUACCGUCAAAUCUUGGGUGAGAACCUCCUUCCCUCAGCCAGGGCAUUGAAAAUGGGUCGUGGAUGGGUAUUCCAGCAUGACAAUGACCCAAAACACACGGCCAAGGCAACAAAGGAGUGGCUCAAGAAGAAGCACAUUAAGGUCCUGGAGUGGCCUAGCCAGUCCCCAGACCUUAAUCCCAUAGAAAAUCUGUGGAGGGAGCUGAAGGUUCGAGUUGCCAAACGUCAGCCUCGAAACCUUAAUGACUUGGAGAAGAUCUGCAAAGAGGAGUGGGACAAAAUCCCUCCUGAGAUGUGUGCAAACCUGAUGGCCAACUACAAGAAACGUCUGACCUCUGUGAUUGCCAACAAGGGUUUUGCCACCAAGAUGAACGGAGCAAAGGUCAUGUUUUGCAGAGGGGUCAAAUACUUAUUUCCCUCAUUAAAAUGCAAAUCAAUUUAUAACAUUUUUUACAUGCGUUUUUCUGGAUUUUUUUGUCUCUCACUUUUCAAAUAAACCUACCAUUAAAAUUAUAGACUGAUCAUGUCUUUGUCAGUGGGCAAACGUACAAAAUCAGCAGGGGAUCAAAUACUUUUUUCCCUCACUGUAACCCUAGUCAAUAACAGAUUAAAGAAAAUAAUAGGAACUGUGGUGAAUUCUGUGAAGUGAUUCUGUGAUCCUACAAGCAUGCAGAAUUGCAAAUUCAGGGGCUAUUAUUAUGAUUAUAUUGAUAUAUACGUAAACCUUAUUUUAAAAGUAAUGAUACCACAACUGUUAACUUUGGCUGCCUAGUUAAUAGUGGUUCAGAGCGUUUUCGAUGAUGGCUGAGGGAGAGAUUACUAAUGCAAAUACUUAUUUAUACUCUACCUUUGUAUGGCAAAAGUCAGGCGACUAUGGUGGAGAGUUUAUGUAUUGUCUGUUUUAAUGCAAUUUUAUGAACCCUUUUUACAUCCUCUAAAAGCGUUGUUGUGAUUUCAGCAAACAGAAGUUAAGUCAUCAACACAUCUGCAGUGCCAUUUAAUUAACAGGUUUGUUGACGCAAUACAAGUUACAUUUGAGACUCUCUUUUAUUACAAGUGCAAUUUGAAUGCAGUAUCCGUAUAGAAACACAGUAUAAACAUUCUCUGUCUGUUUGUCUCUGCUGAUGCUAUUGUUACAUUUUACUACUACUUCUUACUCACAAUCUUGAUCCUAUUUGAGUUGUAUAUCUUUGUACUAAAUAACUUCACUUGUUUGUAUUUAUUUUAAACAAUGUCAUGUAUGUUGGUGUUGUCGAUAAUGUGGAUUAUGAUUGAUGGCAUAUUGAUACCAUAUCGAUGCCUUUUUUCAUGUCAUCUUCAAGAGACCUUUGGGUGGAGAUGGUAGGUGAGAUGUGUGCUCAAUAGAAGCCAAUAGCCUACCUGUGUGAUGAUGAUGAUGAUGAUGAUGAUGUUGCACUGCCAAGGUACAUGCAUCAUAGUUACUGUUAUUCUGCCUAAAGGUAUGCCAAAUAAACGUAACUUUAGUCUUAAUUUGGUGUUGGGGUUAUAUUUGAUAUAUAAAUAUAUAUAUAUAUAUACAGUGGGGAAAAAAAGUAUUUAGUCAGCCACCAAUUGUGCAAGUUCUCCCACUUAAAAAGAUGAGAGAGGCCUGUAAUUUUCAUCAUAGGUACACGUCAACUAUGACAGACAAAAUGAGGAAAAAAAAUCCAGAAAAUCACAUUGUAGGAUUUUUAUGAAUUUAUUGGCAUAUGAUGGUGGAAAUAAGUAUUUGGUCAAUAACAAAGUUUCUCAAUACUUUGUUAUAUACCUUGUUGGCAAUGACACAGGUCAAACGUUUUCUGUAAGUCUUCACAAGGUUUUCACACACUGUUGCUGGUAUUUUGGCCCAUUCCUCCAUGCAGAUCUCCUCUAGAGCAGUGAUGUUUUGGGACUGUCGCUGGGCAACACAGACUUUCAACUCCCUCCAAAGAUUUUCUAUGGGGUUGAGAUCUGGAGACUGGCUAGGCCACUCCAGGACCUUGAAAUGCUUCUUACGAAGCCACUCCUUCGUUGCCCGGGCGGUGUGUUUGGGAUCAUUGUCAUGCUGAAAGACCCAGCCACGUUUCAUCUUCAAUGCCCUUGCUGAAUGAAGGAGGUUUUCACUCAAAAUCUCACGAUGCAUGGCCCCAUUCAUUCUUUCCUUUACACGGAUCAGUCGUCCUGGUCCCUUUGCAGAAAAACAGCCCCAAAGCAUGAUGUUUCCAACCCCAUGCUUCACAGUAGGUAUGGUGUUCUUUGGAUGCAACUCAGCAUUCUUUGUCCUCCAGACAUGACGAGUUGAGUUUUUACCAAAAAGUUAUAUUUUGGUUUCAUCUGACCAUAUGACAUUCUCCCAAUCCUCUUCUGGAUCAUCCAAAUGCACUUCAGACGGGCCUGGACAUGUACUGGCUUAAGCAGGGGGACACGUCUCGCACUGCAGGAUUUGAGUCCCUGGCGGCGUAGUGUGUUACUGAUGGUAGGCUUUGUUACUUUGGUCCCAGCUCUCUGCAGGUCAUUCACUAGGUCCCCCCGUGUGGUUCUGGGAUUUUUGCUCACCGUUCUUGUGAUCAUUUUGACCCCACGGGGUGAGAUCUUGCGUGGAGCCCCAGAUCGAGGGAGAUUAUCAGUGGUCUUGUAUGUCUUCCAUUUCCUAAUAAUUGCUCCCACAGUUGAUUUCUUCAAACCAAGCUGCUUACCUAUUGCAGAUUCAGUCUUCCCAGCCUGGUGCAGGUCUACAAUUUUGUUUUUGGUGUCCUUUGACAGCUCUUUGGUCUUGGCCAUUGUGGAGUUUGGAGUGUGACUGUUUGAGGUUGUGGACAGGUGUCUUUUAUACUGAUAACAAGUUCAAACAGGUGCCAUUAAUACAGGUAACGAGUGGAGGACAGAGGAGCCUCUUAAAGAAGAAGUUACAGGUCUGUGAGAGCCAGAAAUCUUGCUUGUUUGUAGGUGACCAAAUACUUAUUUUCCACCAUAAUUUGCAAAUGAAUUCAUUAAAAAUCCUACAAUGGGAUUUUCUGGAAUUUUUUUUCUCAAUUUGUCUGUCAUAGUUGACGUGUACCUAUGAUGAAAAUUACAGGCCUCUCUCAUCUUUUUAAGUGGGAGAACUUGCACAAUUGGUGGCUGACUAAAUACUUUUUUUCCCCACUGUAUAUAUACAGUGCAUUCAGAAAGUAUUAUUCUAAAAUUUAUAAAAUUGUUUUUUUCCCCCUCAUCAAUCUACACACAAUACCCCAUAAUGACAGCAAAAACAGGUUUGUAGAUUUUUUUGCUAAUUUAUUAAAAAUAAAAAAAACUGAAAUAUUACAUUUACAUAAGUAUUCAGACCCUUUACUCAGUACUUUGUUGAAGCACCUUUGGCAGCGAUUACAGCCUCGCGUCUUCUUGGGUAUGACGCUACAAGCUUGGCACUCCUGUAUCUGGGGAGUUUCUCCCAUUCUUCUCUGCAGAUCCUCUCAAGCUCUGUCAGGUUGGAUGGGGAGCGUUGCUGCACAGCUAUUUUCAGGUCUCUCCAGCAAUGUUCGAUCAGGUUUAAGUCCGGGCUCUGGCUGGGCCACUCAAGGACAUUCAGAGACUUGUCCCGAAGCCACUCCUGCAUUGUCUUGGAUGUAUGCUUAGGGUCGUUGUCCUGUUGGAAGGUGAACCUUCGCCCUAGUCUGAGGUCCUGAGAGCUCUGGAGCAGGUUUUCAUCAAGGAUCUCUCUGUACUUUGCUCCGUUCAUCUUUGCCUUGAUCCUGACUAGUCUCCCAGUCCCUGCCGCUGAAAAACAUCCCCACAGCAUGAUUCUGCCACCACCAUGCUUCACCGUAGGGAUGGUGCCAGGUUUCCUCCAGACGUGACGCUUGGCAUUCAGGCCAAAGAGUUCAAUCUUGGUUUCAUCAGACCAGAUAAUCUUGUUUCUCAUGGUCUGAGAGUCUUUAGGUGCCUUUUGGCAAACUCCAAGCGGGCUGUCAUGUGCCUUUUACUGAGGAGUGGCUUCCGUCUGGCCACACUACCAUAAAGGCCUGAUUGGUGGAGUGCUGCAGAGAUGGUUGUCCUUCUGGAAGGUUCUCCCAUCUCCACCGAGGAACUCUAGAGCUCUGUCAGAGUGACCAUCGGGUUCUUGGUCACCUUCCUGACCAAGGCCCUUCUCAGAGUGAUGGAGGCCACUGUGUUCUUGGGGACCUUCAAUGCUGCAGACAUUUUUGGUACCCUUCCCCAGAUCUGUGCCUCGACACAAUCCUGUCUCGGAGCUCUACGGACAAUUCCUUCGACCUCAUGGCUUGGUUUUUGCUCUGACAUGCAAUAUCAACACUAUCACUCAUCAUUAUUCACAAUUUAUUCAGGAUUAUCCGUAAUCAUGGUAUCAUCCACAUUAAUGUAGAAGUGUUUAGAAACAUAUUUUAUUCUUAUUUACAAUAAAAGUGACGCCAAAAUUACUCUACAUUAUUUUCCAUUCAUUUCUAUUGGUCACAAAAUGAUCUGAAACACAACCAAAACAAACAGCAAAUGCAUCCAACAGAGUCGCAAGCUUGAUGUAGUCAUUGUGUGCUAUGAAUAUGGGACCAAAUACUUAACUUUUUACUACUUUAAUACACACAUAAGUGAAUUUGUCCCAAUACUUUGGGUCCCCUUAAAGGGGGGGACUAUGUACAGAAAGUGCUGUAAUUUCUAAAUGGUUCACCUGAUAUGGGUGAAAAUUCCCUUAAAUUAAAGCACUUUAAAGCACUUUAACCUCAUAGUCAUUGUAUAUUUUCAAAUCCAAAGUGCUGGAGUAGAGAGCCAAAACAACAACAAAUAAUGUGUGUGUGUGUGUGUGUAUUUAUUGAUCUACAUUAUUUUCACUAUCUAACCCUAUUCCUGCUUCAGUCAUUCAAUGUGUCCCUCUAAAAUGGUCUGUGUAUUCAUUUAGGAAUUAGUCAAUAAAAAUAUAGCCAUAAUAGCAUAAUCCUAAAAUGUGUGAAAUUGAGCCUUACUGUAAAUCAACCGAGAUCAAAUGAUAACACAUUUUCACAGCAUUUACAUAGCCCUCAUUAUGGAUGUUAAUUCAAUUCAAUUUUCACUGAAAUAACCGAAAAUUAGGCUACUUUAUAUUCAAUGUAUCCCUGUGGCUAAAAUAAGAUAAAUUUAGUCAUGGAUACAUUGUAUCGGGCAUUUCCGGGGAAAGUUAUAGUCACGCCCUGCAGUGAUGUCGGGUUGAUGUGUUAUCACUAGUUACCACAGCCACAAAAUCAAAAAAGGCUAUGUCGGCUCUCGUAAAAUGUAUGAAAACAAAAAUUCGCCCUCAUUUAAGGUUAGGUUUGGACAUAAUGUUAGCAGUGUGGUUAAGUUUAGGGUUAAGGUUAUGUUAGAAAUCAGAUUUUAAGAAGAUAAUUUGUAGAAAUAGGCGGGUUUAGCCAUAAUUAUGACUUUGUGGCUGUGGUAACCGGGUUGAUGAUCUCGAGGGAGGGUCCAAACAAAGAACAGAAGGGACUCCACAAUGGGAGGUUUGUUGGCGACUUCUUAUAAUAUAGUACUACUGUAAUUUCUGUUUUCAUGCCAUGGAUAUGUUUUUUUUAAAAUAAUGCACACUUACCCACAUGAUAUUGCGCAUGAACAUAAAGUAGGGCGGGAGAGCAUGGUUGUCAACAAGUGGACAGCUUCUUUGAACGGCAAUGGCAUGGCACUUCCAACUUCUAAUGUUUGCUAUCGUGCUAACACUUGGUAGCCUAACCUUUUGCAAAGUGUAGUGUUCCCGGCAGCUACGUCUAUUUUUACCAACAUUGUUUCCGAUGUAGGCUACACCUCGCGCCUGCCUUUGACCUAAUGUAACAUGAUAUCACAAGUUGCUGUACCCUACCCGUUUCCACAUUCUAACACAUCCAUAUAAACCAAUGACACUGACGGCUAUAGAGGUUUUGGUGAGAUACUGUACACACAGACUGAGCUGAAUUCAACACAUUUUCUGAAGAGGCAAGUAUAGGCUACCGAAGAAAAUCAUGUGCCAGUGAGCAGCCAGCGAAGCAUAGGGCAUUUACGUUUCACCCUAGAGUCACUACGUGUACUUGUCUGGACAUGGCUUGUCCUAAAAUAGCAAAGCAAUGUCGGCCUGUCAUAGCCUACCUAUUCUGUCAAAAAGUUCAAAUUCUGACAAAUUAAAUUAGAUUUAAAUUCUGUUGUAAAUUCCUCUUCAAACUUUGACUCUUGAGCAUAUUUUGAGAUUUCACUGUCCUAGUUUGUUUCUACUGUCCCAUAUCCUCAUUAUUAGCGAGUCAAUCAUUCCUUAUCCUGGCCCUAAUAUGAACUGUGUGUGAUCCUCAAGUUUUCCCAUUUUAUUAUUAUAAUUUUCAUUUCGUGAUUCAUUCCCAUGUGACUGUCAGACAGCUUCCAUGACCAGCUGCUGGAGGACAGUCGGUUCCUCCGGGCAGACCAUCGCCUGGACACAGAACUAGUGGAUAAGCUCAUCCUGCAGCUCAACAGGAUCUACCCACAGAUCCUCACAGACAAGGAGGCCACCAAAGUGAGUUUUGCUCCCAAGUAAAAUAAUUUUGUCCCAGGGUAGUGGUAACUUCCACUGGUAGUAAGUCCUGUCCCACAGAAAUGUAGAGAAUGACUACUUGUUUCAUUGUCAGACUCUAUUGAACAGACCAGCGCUAGACAGACUGUAACACAAUGUUAAAAUUGAGUAAUGGGCUAGCGUGCACAGGAAAUGUGUUUCUGAAUUCCUGGAAUUCUGAAAAUGACAUGAUGGUCCAGUUUAGGGAUCUUGAUGUGCCCACCUGCGUCCGACUGGCCGAGCUCCUGGCUCACCUGCAGGGGAAAGGUGAAGAGGCCUGCCGGGAGUUCUACCGGGCGCUUCACCUGCAUGUGGAAGAGGUGUACUUCAGCCUACCCACGCGUCUUCGCCUCAGAGGUUAGUCUCCGACUGUCAGUCAGUCACUGGAGAUCUGAGAUUUGCUCUCAUUAUUAAUCACAUCAAAAUACCUCAUUGAGUGAGGUUGACAAUAUCGCUGACAUUUUGCAAUCCCUUUCCCAGAUUCUAUAGACCCGUUCACGAUUGCAGCCUCACCCACUCAGCAGAGAUAUGUGCUAAACGACAGAGGUAAGCUGUACACACAGAAAGUGCACACUCUGUCACACAUACAAACACAUGUACUGUAAACACAUAUGCCCUUUACGGUACAAACCUCUCUUUCUCACAUACUGUCUUCUGCUCUCUCUUCUCUCUCCAGGUCAUAUGUUCUUCCUGAGUUGUUUCAGUGUUGCAGUUGGGGUGGCUCUACUGCAUUACUAUGGCGGUGAGUACCAUUUUUCCCCCCUCAAAUUUUCUUUCCCACAGAAAACAGACCAGUAGGAACACCAGAAAUCAUACAUUUUUUACAGCUCGUCUGUACUCCAGUAGACCUAAAAAAAAAGAAAAAAAUCAAGCAUAACAUUGCAUCUUCAUGUUAUGACACAUCAAAUCAAACUUGAUUUAAAGUGCAAUCGCAUCACACUUUACAGUGAAACAAAGAAGGAAGAAGCAGUGAAAGGAAUGAGUAAAAUAACAUAAAACACAAAGGAUGUCUAAAACAAUAAAAUCUCUGAUUUAAAAGCUAAAAAAGAAAAGAAAAGUGAUUUAAGAAACUCUAGUGUCUGACAGGGCAAGCUGUUUCAUUGUUGUGGGGCUUGUGUAGAGAACGCACAAGCAGGAUCAUUUACACCUAUUCACUUUUCAUUAGGUUGAAGUUAUCAGUGCUAUCAUGAUUAUUUGUUGGGGAAUCUAACAAAGUUGAAACGCCCAUGUGUUGUCCUGCAGAGUCCAAAGUAACAGGGGGCAGCAGGGCUCUUGGCAUGGCUGCUCUUGGAUUGGGCCGACGAGCCCGAGAGGUUCUCAUAUGGUACACUGAAGACCCCAUCAGGAAGUAGUGGGUGUGUCUCCAACACCACCAGCACAUCAGAACACACACUCCAAAGGUGCUUCCGGACAUCUACACAAUACACUACACUACACCCUUUUCACACUACCGUGCCAACCUGAACCAAACUGUGCGAGUUACAGCAACUACGGUUGAUGCGUAACCAGGCCAGUUUAGUACAGCUUGGUUGGGCUCUAUUCGAUUCGUCUCAGUAGUGUGAAAAGCCCUUAAGUCAUUAUUUUUUUUUACAACUCUGUAAAUACUAUACAUAUAUAUAUAUAUAUAU
Coregonus sp. 'balchen' is the source of this 17964-nucleotide messenger RNA. The record is from the annotation of a GenBank genome assembly. NCBI's taxonomy places the organism in Eukaryota, Metazoa, Chordata, Actinopteri, Salmoniformes, Salmonidae.